Messenger RNA from Kickxella alabastrina, 1836 nucleotides. RefSeq names its product major facilitator superfamily domain-containing protein. Gene Ontology annotation, biological process: transmembrane transport. The transcript has a single exon. Gene Ontology annotation, molecular function: transmembrane transporter activity. The record is from RefSeq and is a predicted model, not a curated record. The coding region runs from base 111 to 1751 and encodes 546 amino acids. NCBI's taxonomy places the organism in Eukaryota, Fungi, Kickxellomycota, Kickxellomycetes, Kickxellales, Kickxellaceae.
CUGAACCCCACAAAACUUUAUUUUUUUCCUGUCACUUUAUUUUUAUACUAUUUUUACCAAGCCGAGAGACAAUCAGUCCAAAAAACAUCUCAUAUCCAAGGUGCUGGCCAAUGUUGAUAAACAACGAUACUGGUGCCGAUGAGCACCGAGAAGGCAAAUUCUCGCGCAUUAUCCGCAAAUGCAACGAUUUCCGCUCCACACCAGCCGCAGUUCUGACAGUAUCGACCUUGGCGGUCUUUGCCGACACAGUAGUCUACGGUCUAAUCGUGCCAUUCCUGCCUGAGAUCCUCCAGGACAAGCUCGGCAUGAGCACAUCUGCAAAUGGCAUUCUAUUCGGCUGCUUCGGCGUUGGGGUAUUGAUCGGAGCACCCAUUUCGGCAUACAUCUCGGACCGCUGGAAUAUCCGCAAAUGGCCCAUGAUCAUCGGUCUUGUGGGCUUGGGCGUCACAUCAGUGCUUUUUGCCCUGGCCAAUGCGUUCUGGCAGCUCGUGGUUGCGCGCUUAGCACAGGGUAUUUCUUCGGGCAUCACCUGGGCAAUCGGACUGGGAAUGAUCGCCGACGUGUACGCCGGUGGUGAAGCCAUAGGCAGGGCAAUGGGGAUAGCGUUUUCGGGGUUCACGCUUGGCUAUCUCGGAGGUCCUGUUUUGGGCGGCGUUAUCUACGGAGCCGGCGGCACACACGCGAUAGCCAUAUUUGUGGCUGGAAUCACUGUGGUCGAUCUGAUAUUCCGCCUGCUGCUGAAGGAGCCCGAGAGUAUUAUGUCGCUGGUUGCGUCGCACAAUGGCUCGUCGGCCAACCUGGAGCUGGAAAUUGCCCAACACGAGAAUAUUUUGGAGAGUAACCUGAGCGCAGUCACGUGCAAUCUGGAGCAGGAAAAUGAUUGCGCUCAGCCAGAAGCUGAUAUCAAGUCACUAUCAGUUCCUGCUCCAUCGCCAGUGGCUAUUAAAAAGAUUGCCUCUAUUGCCAGCUUGGCCAAAUCCAGAAUUCAAGCCGAAGAAACAGCAGCUGGGGAGAUUGCGUUGAAUGGAGUUGAACACAUUGUCCUCAAGGUCGAGCCAACAGAAACCAUUGUGGCGCUGCCCAAGAAGCGCACGACUAUGCUGGACCUCCUCAAGGAAUGGCAAAUCCUGGCAUGCUGCGUGGCAACCAUCACUGUGACGGGCGCAUCGGGAGCAUUCGAGCCCACUUUGCCCAUCCAUUUGGACGAAAAAUACAAUAGCAGCUCGACCAUCAUUGGCGUAGUGUUUAUAUCCAUUGUGGUUCCAAGCGUCAUUGCUGGGCCAAUAGCCGGAAAGUACACAGAGGACGAGCGGCUACUGGCGUGGCUUGCGCCGUAUGGCCGGUUUGGAUUAAUGAUUAUCGGAUCGAUUUUUGCGGCCAUUGCCACUGCGUGCUUGGGCGCAACGCGCAAUAUGGCUGGGCUUGUAGUCAACCUGGCUGUAGUCGGGCUUUUCAGCGGGUGUGCCGCUGUGCCGAUCAUGAGCGCCAUGGGCGUACAUGUGCACAGAAUGGGCGGCGGCGCGUAUGCCAAAGUCUACGCACUAUUUAACAUUGCCUACAGUGUCGGGGUCAUUAUCAUUCCAACGGUGCUGCCGCCGAUCAUGAAAGCCAUUGGAUUUGCCGGGACAAUGGGCGUGACAUCAUCCAUCCUGGUGCUCGGCGCCAUUGUGUUGGCAAUCAAUCCCACGCAUCAGUUGCUCAAAUACGGCCGCUCUGCUUUUAUCGGCGAGAACGCUCGCACGUUUUUGUAAUGUAAUUUUUUAUGUUGCUAGACUAAUUUUUUUAAGGAGUGAGUUUGUUUGCAUUAAUGUCGCAUACUUUUUUUUUAAGACUUUU